This is a messenger RNA of Dinoponera quadriceps, 4523 nucleotides long. RefSeq lists its product as uncharacterized. The transcript has 3 exons. The record is from RefSeq and is a predicted model, not a curated record. The coding region runs from base 1014 to 1667 and encodes 217 amino acids. Lineage: Eukaryota; Metazoa; Arthropoda; Insecta; Hymenoptera; Formicidae.
GCAGACACGCGCGCGAACUCGCGAAAACGUCGAAAAAGAGAGAGAGCGAGAGAGAGAGAGAGGAUUUCCGAGGGAUCCUUAAAAAAUCGAACGUCGUUUCGAAAAAACCGGCUGCGCGCAUUUCGACGGUACCGGCGGUGAGCGGCGGGCUUCAAAGUAAAUAUUUGUCACCUUCGCUUUCGGGUGUUAUUCACUCACGACUCGCGGUCGGAGAUACACAAGGCUUCGUGGGGUUUUACUACGGCGAAAAGGAGCGCGGUCGGAAAUUGAACGGUCCGAUAACGAGAGAGAAGGACAGUUUCGGCCUUUUCUCGCCGUUAGCUCAGCGAGGUGGUCGCGGGAAUAAAACAAAGCGAGAGACGUUGUCGAGACGUGAUCCGUUCAAACCGGCAAUGCCUAUUUACGGAAGUGAAGGUGUUUAUUGACGCUUAGCGUACGAGCGGGGCCGCAUGAGGCCAGCGAGGAAGAGAGACCACGUUGCUGCGCUGCUCUCCACGUUGGGAGGCGAGGAUUUCAACCUCUUCAGUGGCGCGCACCAGAGAACGAGCAGGAACGGGCCGUCCCACGGACGAGGCGCGUCCGUGGUGGGGUGUCAGCCGUGGCUUAUCUGGCGACUUUAUGUAUAUUACGAUACCCCAGGCAGGAACACGAGCAGUUCACUGCUGGCUAACCGGUCGGAGAAGUCGGCGGCGAAGCCGAGUCAUCCAGAGCGGCGCGCCUCGUCGAGAGCGAGAGAGAACCGAGGAGAAAAACGUGUUUGAACUGCAAAGAGAGAAAGAGACGACGACGUUUCCUUUCCCGUUCUCUUUCUCUCGGCCACUCGUUCAUCACAAUUGUGCGACGGCGACGACAUCGUGCGGCCCUUAAACUCGCGUCACGUCAAAAUCCCAUCGGCGCAACGUGAUAAUCGCGUGUGGCAAGAUUUCCGUGGUGUGCGUCUCGCCGGCCGAGCAGUUCGGCAAACUGAUCGAACGGAUAUUCUCAACACUCCCCGCCGAUCACUUCGAUCCAGGAUGAUCGUAUUCGCGUGGUCCCUCUUCGUCAUCACCCUGAUCUUCGUGACGGGUAACCAGGCCUUCCUCAACGCACCCUUACCAGCUCAUACGGUAUCGACCUACAGUAUCGGCGCCGAUAGAGGAACGGAUAACAAUAAAAUGACUCACGGCGUGAACGACAAUCGUCAUUCGGUCGUCUCGAAAUUCGACGACGACGACGACAAUGACGACGACGACGAGACGGUCUACGUGAUAGAGUACAACGAGGAGAACCGUGGAGAAAAGAACGUGGAGAAAGGAAAAAACACGGACGGUUCCUACUUUGUUAUAGUCAAGAGCGACCCGCAGAAUCCGUUGGACCCUUGGUCGAUAGUAUGGUACAUCGGCUCGUUCGGCGGCCUGGUUGCGUUCUUCCUCAUCGUCAGCUGCUCCGAGUGGUGCUGCCGACGGGCUGCACGACCCCUCGCAAUGCCGUACGCGCAGCCUACCGAAGUGAUGAGUUCGCGCGGGGUCGCGGAGACCCCGCCGCCGCCGUAUCACUUAUUCGCACCGCCGCCGUACGACUCGGUCAACUACGGCGACAUCGUGGACAAGACGUCCGGCGAAAAGCUCGACAUCUACGUGAUCUCGGUGCCGACGGUGCACCGGCCGGUGGUGCAGGCACCGGCGUAGAAGACAAGCUUUCGGAUCCACUCAGGGAGGAUCAUCGGAUACCAAGCCGCGCGAUGCUGAACAAUCGGUUGGCAGCCGAAAAGUGCAGCGAUACUCGAAGAACGGAGAACGGGAGCUACGCUUCUUCAUCGUUUACAUGACAACGUUGUUUAUUACGUUGUUUGCCGCGGAACAAACUGUAAACACGAUGCAUAUCAUGCGUGGCAUACGAGAUAACGGGCUGGUAGCGGUUCCUCGAAACGCAGUUUCAUCAUUUCGAAUCACGCAAGUCGUUAUCCACGUUGUCGUGGAGAGAGAGAGAGAGAGAGAUUCGGGUUGCGUUCGGGAAUCCUCACUGUAUGCACACACCACUGGCACAUUUGGCCGUUCGGAAAUAUUCAGUGUGGUUCAGUGUGCAUUCGUGUGCAUCGUUCGGAAAUCUUCCGAGAAACACACCAUCUACCACCAAACCACCCGACGAAAAAGCAAAGGGGGGAAGUCGGUGUGAGUCGGUGGUUUACUAUCCAGUUAUUUCUGUCAUGAACCUCUUCGUGUGUAAAUCUUAUCGAUGAGUAAAAAAUGUCGGAGAGUAUUGCAUUGAUACAAGGACGGCAUGAGAAGACGCGAUGAGCGGGAUUCACUCGAGAAGCUUGAUUCCUGUGAGAAUUUACCAGUGCGAAGUGUUCAUGAUGAAUGAUUUACAUUGGAAUCAUAUGAACAGAAAUUAUGAAAUUCGAAUUUUUUUCGCACGUUAUGGCUUAUAUAUACUGACAUAUAUACUGACUGAUAUAUAAGACUUUUGCAUAGAUCUGAAACGAUAUUUUUUUUUUUUAACAUUUCGUACACGGCGUUCGUCCAUCAUCGUUACUCGCUAGAAGUCACACCGGGGCAUUAGGAAACCCUUGACACGCGAAGGCAUUUCCCAUUUUCCCGUUAAAAUCACGAAAAUACAUCACAAGUGGGAUUCCCGAACGCAACCUCGUUCAGAUGUGCCGAGUCUCCGAAUCACGGCGGAGUAAUCGUAGACGGUGAUUCACGUUCACGAGGAAUUGAACACGAACGAACUCACGAGUGGAACGUUAAUGGAAGGUAGCUUCGAUACGCGGAAAAUGCCGCCGACGUUUCGCUUGGAAUUUACGGGAAAAUCAGAAGACGACCUCAGACGACCGAGACGAUGUUUCAAGGAAAUUGUGUGUCGAUGUUUGUGUGGAGAUAUUAUCGCAACGGUGGGGAACGAUGAUGACAUUUUAAUGACACAUCGAAUAUUUGUGUCAGAAAUGUAUGUGUGCGCGCGUAUGUAUGUGCGUGUAUAUGUGUGUAUUCUGAGAGGUAGUUUAUGAAAAGUUGACACGGAAAUCGAACGGUUCAUAAUUAGAGACAGGUCCGCGAGUUUCUCGAACCGACGGAUUUAAGUGUUGACUUGAGGAGCAAUAAUUAACCUGAUUGGACCACCGGGAAAUGACGAACCAAUUUGACCUGCACGAUCGACGUGGAAGUCUCGAAACUCGUGUUUGUGAAAGAACAUUACCGAACUAUUUCGUCCUGCUGCGCUGAGGAUACGUUUCGUUUUCGAAAUAUGUCUCGCGAAUAUCUUUCGUAUCGCGCAACAUUGAAGAUGUAUUUCGAUAAACCGAGUAUCAACGACCAGGAUGUGCGCGACCAUAAAUUCGGAAAAUAUUUAACAAAAGUAAAUCGGAUAAAUAAUUCGGUCAAUCACUGCCACAAGAGACGAGACAGCUAAGAUAUUUGCCCGUGUCAAUUUCAAAUUUUAUCCCCGGAUUAAUAAUCAUUCGCAUAAUGCUGUAUCAGGAAUUAUAUCACCUGUUUAAUCGAUGGGCUCCGCGAAAAAUACACCAGCCGUCGCGCGGUGACGGCUUCGAGAGAUCCCUAUUUUAUCGUUCAAACAGAAAUCGUCCUCGACAUCGUCCUCGACAUCGUCCUACGAUCGUUGGAAGUCGCGCGAAAUGUAUAAUAUUACGACUGUGAGAACCUCUCGCAAGAAUUAUACAUGAUACCGUCGCAUGCGAUUGGCCCUGUUCGCCUACCGACUCUCUGUCAAUUAGGGACGAUUAGCGUAGAUUAUAAAUCGACUGUCGCGAGGAGCGGUCUCUCCCCGCGAACGAGGCCGCGCGAAUGUAAUUUAAGAUAAUGGCGUGAGCGUAUUCGCCGCAAGAACAAAUACUGCGCUCGCGCUAAUCGAGAGGGACACCGACGCGUCGUAGAGCUCGCGAACGAUCAAUUGCGCACUAAUUAACGUAACGUAACUCGGCGAGUAAUCACGACCCGGAGCCUUCGCGCGGCUCCACGUAGUCGGAAUGUGCAAAGUGUCUCUGACGCAAGCACCGAUUCCGAAAACACACAACUCGCCGAUAAAAAGUAUCAAUCGAGAUUGCGACUCGUGACGAUUCUGAUGCCGAAAUAAAUUCCGGUCGGGCGCGCAAUAUCAUUCUUUGGCUUCGAGCGAGAAGCAUCCGAGAAGAAUAGAUGAGUAAAUAAUAAUAAUAACAAUCCUAUUUUGAUAAAUGGGACUUUGAUCUUGAUAAACGAGCGGCUGAAAUGAGAGAGAGAGAGAGAGGAGAGGUGCUUUAAGUUUCUACUUCAUCACGCAGAGAAUAUUUGACGGCAACUAAAACUUCGUUCAUGUUUUACAUUCUUCGUCACUGAGUCAGAUUGGCUCAUUUGUAUCUUACAUUCGUGAUAAGAAGGCUAAUUAACAGAGCUCUGUUGUCGAGAAUGCGCACGAUCGAUUCGUUGCCCCUAAGACUCACAAAAUGACGACGCUGUCGCUAUUUAUUUUUUAUACUUUUAUACACACAAUUUAUAUACGUACUCGAGCGUCUCUACAUUAUCAAUAAAAUUUCUUUUCACACAUGAAAA